AUGUGCUCAGAGAGCAGGAAAAUUCAGGAGCUAAUUGCCUUUGCGAGCAGACUACAGUCUGAACAACCCAGACACCNNCUUACCAAGUACAAGACCGCCGCUCAGAUCUCCCAGAAGGUUCUCGAGGCUGUCACAGGUACAUGGCGUGACGCAAACCACAAAAGACCAAGGACUGACAUGUGUUUAANNGGAUGGUGCACUGAGGGUGCCAAGAUUGUCGAGGUCUGCGAGAAGGGUGACCAGCUCCUCGAGGAGGAGAUUGCCAAGGUCUACAAGGGCAAGAAGAUCGCAAAGGGUAUUGCUCACCCUACCACCGUCUCGCCCAGCGCUUUCGUCACUCCCUACACUCCCCUCAAGUCCGAUGCUGAGGAGGCCGCCGUCGAGCUCAAGGCUGCCGAGUGCGUCAAGAUCCAGCUCGGUGCUCAGAUUGAUGGUUUCGGUGCCAUUGUUUGCGACUCGAUCGUUGUUCCCUCUUCCGAGGCCAACGCCAAUGGCGAACUCGAGGGCCGCCAGGCCGACCUUGUCCUUGCCACCUACUACGCCAACGAGCUCCUGUUGAGAACCAUGCUGCCCUCUGGUCUCCUCGCCUCCGGCUCUGAGGAGGAGAUUGCCAAGGCACGUGCCCAGAAGCCUUACAGCCAAGGCAAGAUCACCCAGCUCCUUGAGAAGCUCGUCAAGAGCUAUGACUGCAACCUGGUCGAGAACACCACCUGCUGGCAAUUUGAGAGAAAUGAGAUUGAGGGCAAGAAGAAAAUCAUCUUGGCUCCCGGCGAGGGUGUCAGAGGUGACGGUCUUCCCGAGGUUGGCGAGGCCUGGGGUGUUGAGAUGGGUGUCAGUUUGGGCACCGGUAAGGUCAAGUCCCUCGGCAACCGCGCUACUCUCCACCGCCGCACCACUACCACCUACGGCCUCAAGAGACCUAGCUCGAGAGCCACUCUGUCCGAGGUCGUCAAGAAGUUCGGUACUNUUCCCUUCUCUAUCCGCCAGCUCGAGGACGAGCGCGCCGGCAAGGUCGGUGUUGUCGAGUGCGUCCGUGGUGGUGUUCUCCGCCAGUACGAGGUCAUUGGUGACAAGGACAACGAGGCUCGUUUUCUAAUCUUUAACCAGNCCGUCACCAAGAACGGUAUCACCCGUCUGAGUGCUCCUCCUACUCCUGACCUUACCAAGUUCAAGACCGACAAGAAGAUCACCGACGAGGAGAUUCUGAAGAUCCUCGAGCAGCCUCUUGCCAAGGAGUCGAAGAACAAGAACAAGAAGAAGAAGACCGCCACCAAGCAGGCCGAGACCACCGAGGCAUAA
Messenger RNA from Aureobasidium vineae, 1299 nucleotides. Lineage: Eukaryota; Fungi; Ascomycota; Dothideomycetes; Dothideales; Saccotheciaceae. The record is from the annotation of a GenBank genome assembly.